UUCAAAAUUGAUCCCUCCGCAAAAAACCAUUGUAGAGAGAGAAACAUUUGCAUAUAGAGAGAGAAACGACAUAUCCCAACCAUUACUGGAGAGAGGAAGAAUUUCAGCGAUAGAGAGAGAAACUACAAAUCCACAACUAUUCUAGAGGGAGAAGAUACAUAUAGAAGGAGAGAGAAGAAAAUUAUAGAGAGAGAAAGUGUAUAUAGAGAGAGAUUGUCUUCGUAUGGAGUAAUGCAUCAGAAGAAAUCUGAAGUUCAGAUCGGAAAAGAAAGCAGCGGCGUCUCUUCCGAUUUCAACCCAAUACCGCCCCUUCUCUUCCCUUCCUCAAUCCACCAAAAACAUCCCCAACAAUCCCACAAUUUCCAAUCAAAUCCUCUCUCUCUACACCCUUCAUCAUCAGACCCAAACCCUCAAAUUCUCAUCAACCUAACACAGACCCAAAAUGACCCAAUUGCUCCCAACUCAUCGUCGACGUCUACACCGAAAAGUACUCCUCACAAGAGACCUCUCAUGACCCAAACCAACCCAAACCCAUCUUCAUCUUCUGCCAAUUCUCUCAUCAAAUCACCCACUUUGUCUAGUCUUCAUCAAGACCCAUUUUCUUCAAACCCUCCAUUGAAGAUUCACUACCCAUAUCGGUUUCCAAACCCUUCGAAGACAAAAGCCGCCGCCCUUCAACUCCUCCGCCAUAUCCGUCGCCUCCGCGUCCACCUUCGUCUCAUUCUGCUCUUGUCUCUCCCAUUUUUCUACUUCUUGGUUUCGCAUCCAAGUCACUCAUUUGUUCUAGAUUUUCUCUCAGCUUUCGCCUUCUCUGCAGCUCUGUUGUUCUCUCUCAAUCUUGCACUACCACGCCUUCCCUCGAUUCGCCUAUUCCUUGCCCGUUCGUUCCCGGUCAAGCUCUCAUCGGGUAACCGGGUUCCGAGACCACAUUUGCCAGUUUUCUGGUCAAUUGGGUCGAAGCCAAAGUCUGAUAAACGGGUGAAUUCCGGGUGUUGGGUUCAGGCUUAUAGCAAUGGGGACGUUUAUGAGGGCGAAUUUCAUAGGGGAAAGUGUUCAGGUAGUGGGGUUUAUUAUUACUACAUGAGUGGGAGGUAUGAGGGUGACUGGGUUGAUGGCAAGUAUGACGGAUAUGGAGUGGAGACUUGGGCGAGAGGAAGCCGGUACCGGGGACAAUACAGGCUAGGCCUUAGGCAUGGGUUUGGGGUUUAUAGGUUUUAUACAGGUGAUGUUUAUGCUGGGGAAUGGUCAAAUGGUCAGAGUCAUGGGUGUGGUGUUCAUACCUGUGAGGAUGGUAGCCGGUAUGUCGGGGAAUUCAAGUGGGGCGUCAAGCAUGGGCUUGGUCACUACCAUUUCAGGGUUUCCUUUGAUAGAUUAAGUUCUAUCAUUGGGUUCAUCAUACAUUAUUUUGAACAUGUUCGAAUUUUAAAGUUUUGGAUUUCUUUGCUGGUGAUUUUGGAGUGUGUGAUGGAUGCUUGGAGUUUGAAGAUUAGAUUACACAGAAACGGGGACACGUAUGCUGGAGAAUAUUUUGCAGACAAGAUGCAUGGGUUUGGAGUGUAUCGAUUUGCAAAUGGGCAUCAGUAUGAAGGAGCCUGGCAUGAGGGUAGAAGGCAAGGACUUGGAAUGUACACUUUCAGAAAUGGAGAAACCCAAUCUGGGCACUGGCAAAAUGGGAUUCUCGACGUCCCAAGUACACAGAACAUCACCAAUCCUGUAUCUCCUGUUGCUGUUUAUCAUUCCAAAGUGUUGAAUGCAGUACAGGAAGCAAGACGAGCAGCAAAGAAAGCCUACGAUGUGCCCAAGGUGGAUGAAAGAGUGAACAGGGCAGUUGCAGCAGCUAAUAGAGCAGCCAAUGCAGCUAGAGUAGCAGCAGUAAAAGCUGUUCAAAAACAAAUGCAUCACAGCGGCAACGAUAAUGACAUUCCAAUGCCUGUUGGAUAAUACUGUUUCUAGACUAACUACCGGAGCAACCAUUGGGCUUCUACAACAGAAAACAGCUGCAAGAGGAUGAAGCUUUUCUGAUUUCAGAUCAAACAGCACUUCAUCUCCUUUAGAAUCAUUAUCUUUUCAAUUCUACUUUUCUCCGAGAAGAUGUAAUAUGAGGUGCCCUCCUUUUGGAACCUGUUUUCUGAAUAGAUGAGCAGCUUGGUGGUUCUUUCCUUCUCUAUUUGAGAGAGAUUGAGAGAGAGAGAGAGAGAGAGAGAGAGGUUCUUUUUAAUGUUACUUUUUCCUUUUUUGGCCUGUUUUUGUAAAGUUAGCUAGUUGUAAUAUAAGUGCUGGUGUCUAGGGAAUGCAUCAACCAGCUGGUGUUGUACGUAUAAUAAUGACGUGGAAAAUGAACUGUUGUUGUAACAUCACUUAAUUAAGGAACUAAUUUUACAAGCCUUCUGUAACAUCACUUACUGAAGGAACUAAUUUUACAAACCUCUCGGUGUAAUUCAUUACACUGAUGCCAACGGAUUCUUUACUUUAUGAGAAUGGGAUAAUACUUACA
Molecule: messenger RNA, 2494 nt
Organism: Cornus florida
Lineage: Eukaryota; Viridiplantae; Streptophyta; Magnoliopsida; Cornales; Cornaceae
Product: phosphatidylinositol 4-phosphate 5-kinase 1-like
Exons: 4
Coding region: 232-1941 (569 amino acids)
Source: RefSeq, a predicted model, not a curated record